AUGGGACUCUUCCUUGAUUUCCUGAGCGCAGUGCGGGCCUACAUGAAUUCAUUUCUCGUUGUGUUAGGAUGUCGAAAUCGACAAAAUCCUGAAGACUUCGAAGGUCAGCUUGAAUUCGAUAAGAAGCUGCAGGAGACCCUGAUAGCCGUUCGAGAGCAGAAGCGCAUGUGGCCCUUUUUCCAGGGUUUAGAAGAGGCUGAUGAUAAGGCUGCCUUUGAUUAUCUUUUUCGGCAUCAGUUAGAAAACGAUGGGAAGCUAGUGGAGAACCCGAUUGAUUACGGUCUUUGGACUCUGAGCUGGAAUAAAACUCCGCGCUGCGCUUCAGAUGAACGGACGGAAAUUUCAUGA
Messenger RNA from Oikopleura dioica, 348 nucleotides. The record is from the annotation of a GenBank genome assembly. NCBI's taxonomy places the organism in Eukaryota, Metazoa, Chordata, Appendicularia, Copelata, Oikopleuridae.